This is a messenger RNA of Anopheles coustani, 920 nucleotides long. RefSeq lists its product as uncharacterized. The record is from RefSeq and is a predicted model, not a curated record. Bases 15 to 518 code for a protein of 167 amino acids. The transcript is spliced from 3 exons. Lineage: Eukaryota; Metazoa; Arthropoda; Insecta; Diptera; Culicidae.
AAAAUCAUAUAAACAUGAAUUACGUUGAAAAUUUGCUAAUAUAUGUGAGAAAUCUUUCACCGUUUUAUGUCGUAAGUAUGGUGGUAUCGAUUCUUGUUGUAAUUCUCACGGCCUACCUUGGGUUGACGGGCUGUGUCGCAACGCUGGAUGAUUCCCAAAACGAAGAUGGUCAACAGAAGAGAGCAGAACCGAAGCAAAAUACUACCCAUAAAUCAAAGCCUCCAUCAGAGCCUAUUGACUCCAACACAUCCGAUGAUUCCGAUGGCGAUGCUAGCAACGACAGUGAUGAUGAAAGCUCGGACGAAAGAAGCAGGCGGUUGCACAUUGAAUCUCUGGGGCAGCUGAAAUCGGCCAAGCUGAAAUCGAUUGAAAGUAAACUCACCGAAGAGCAGCGUCAGGCGGAAAAGGAGAUCGAGCGGGCUCAGUUGGCUGCAAUUUUUGAGCUGCUCAAGAAACAAACCGAAAGCUCCAAUUUGAACGAAGAAGAUCUCAAGGAGCAGCUUAGUUUGUAUAGAUAAACCGAUUCCUCCGAAUGCACGUUUGCAUUAAAUGGACGUUUCGAUGUUCUAGUCAAUUCGUAAUAGUAAUAUGCGAAAAAUUCCGUUCUAUUCCGCUAAGUGUCGUAUGGAGUAGAUAAUAUUCUAGGGACCAUAAGUUCAUUAGUAUGAAACGUAAAAUCUUGAUCGAAAAACACGUUGAUCACGUCCAAAAUUUGUGAACAGCAUAAUAUUAUUUUAUCGAAACCAAUGUGUCAUAGCGUAGAUGUACUUGAUAAUAACGAAGAACAACACUAAAUGUGCAAUAAUACAAAAGGUUUUAUUUACAAAUUGUUGUUGCAAUCACGUAUCGAACGGUGUGCAUGCGUGCUAUUUAAUCAAUUUUGUAGUUGUAAGCGAUAUCAUAGUUGCUGAUAAGCAUCU